AUGACCUGGUUGGAUGGCUACCUUCACUGCUGCGCUUUGGGCAUGGAAGCACUCAAUUUAGACAAUUUGGCCGAGCAGAAAGGCCUGACUAACAUGACCGUAGUUUUCAAAGGCAAAUGGAGGAUUAACUACAACUACUGGACCUCAGGUACUUGGAAAGGUGCUCCUGUCGGUCAGUGGGCGUGGUGCGAACCCACGGGGCCAACGGUUUUUGCUCCGAAUCUCAAAUGGGAAGCAAACCAGCCCGACAACUUCAAUCGGAGUGAGAGCUGCGUCCACUUUCGCUUCGUCCUGAACUCUACAGGCACCAUAAUGACCGACAGGACUUGCGAAAGUAGAUACAUUUUCGCGUGCAAGACGCCACUAAGAACAACGCCAAAGCCUUGCGUUGUUUCAUGCCCUACAGAACUUUGUGAGCGGAACACUUCCUAUUUCGACAGUAGCACUAGCUAUCAAUAUCUCAGCAACUACUUCUCCUACGGUGACUGGUAUGAUGCAUGCGGCCGAAACUUUUUGAUCUACAAAGCUCGUUUGUCUAACUGGAAAACCGCCAGGCAGCAAUGUUGCGACAUCGGCCUGACCCUCGGUUCGAUGGAGUCGACUGGAAAAUCGGAAUGCUUCUCCAAAAUUGCUACUAAAUAUGCACCGAACCUUUUCGGCGACUUCUGGUUGUCAGGGACGGACCUUGGUUGCCCUUCCAAUUUCCGGUGGUGUCACCUGAACAGGGAUUUUGUCGAACCCGAGAUUAAAUGGAAGGAUGGACACCCAAAACCAGAUCUGGACUGCGUUUAUCUGGAAGUGAGAAACGGAUCUCAGCUGCUGGUCACCGCCGAUUGUGGUGAAAAGAAAAAUUUCCUGUGCGAAAUUCGAAAGAAAGCCACUUCCCAAAGAGCAAUGCAGACCGAAUGCGCAGAAACCUGGGAUAUUUCGAUAGCUCAAAUUGAUCUGCUGCUCAACACAGCUAAGUUUCUCACGGCAAACGUUUCUUUAAAUCUGAAGUGCUUCUUGAAAUGUGUUGGAGUGGAAGUUGGAUUGUUUGACCUUGGUGCACUGAGAAACAUAGAAAUGUUGCGGCAAAUUGAGCUCGUGACCAUGGAGGAUCCUGUGAAAAUGCAACAGGGAUUUGUUGCCUUUGACGAAUGCAGCGGCAAAGAUUAUGACGACGAGUGUGUAAAUGCGUACGAAACGUACAAAUGUGGACAGCAGAAAGAACCGGCUCUUGUCUCGAAAAUUGUCAAAUUGAAUUUCGACAAUGGGACAAUGUACUCUCCACCGGCUCCUUGCGUUUUUAAACGCCGAACGUGUUGGAUGUCAGAAAAUAUUCCCUGCCAAAUAAACCAAACGCUAUACGGAUGGUUCAACUCGUCGUACAAAGAUGAUUAUGGAAAAGCGACCUUGCAUAAUGGCAAACUAUACUACGUAAGCUUCGAGAACACUGUGUCAUUGUUGAAUGCGGCUGACGCUUACAGGCACUGCUGUGAACUGGGAUUGGUGCUCUUUGAGCCAACGACCGUGGCCGAAAUUCAAAAUCUCAAAAGCGCAGCACUGAAAGCCAGCGUACAAUUAGGCUCCACGCUUGUCGGUGAUACGGAGUCGAUCAACCAGACGCACGAGGUGUACUGUCGCAGCCGCAAGGUCAUCCCAAACAGCCUUUUCAUCACUACGACUUGGCCGAGAUAUCCGUGCAUCGGGUCGGUCAUCGCCAUUUCAGGUUAUGAUGAGAGAGUCGUCGCAAUAACCGACACUAAACAAAACAAUGACAUGCGCGACAUGUACCUCAACCCGGGAAAGUACACUUACACGAUUGACGGGCUUCAAACCUACAUAUGCGCGAGGCCAUAG
This is a messenger RNA of Cloeon dipterum, 1842 nucleotides long. RefSeq lists its product as uncharacterized. The record is from RefSeq and is a predicted model, not a curated record. NCBI's taxonomy places the organism in Eukaryota, Metazoa, Arthropoda, Insecta, Ephemeroptera, Baetidae. Gene Ontology annotation, molecular function: signaling receptor activity; odorant binding. The transcript is spliced from 16 exons. The coding region runs from base 1 to 1842 and encodes 613 amino acids.